AUGGUAUCCUUAGAAACAGUACGAGAGAGCAAUUUGGCUCUCAAGGACUACGGUCCUGAUCUCGUCGCCGUGUUCGUCGGCGGAACGAGCGGAAUCGGCGAAUCCACCGCUCGCGCUUUUGUGCAGCACACGCUUUCUCCACGCGUCUAUCUCGUUGGAAGAAAUGAAGCGCAGGCUUCGAAAAUUAUUGAUGAAUUGCGCCAGGUUAAUUCAUCUGGAGAAGUCAGUUUCAUCAAGUGCGAUGCGACGCGCCUGCGCGCGGUAGAUGAGGCUUGUAAAGCCAUCCAGGAAAAGGAGGAGAAAGUGAAUUUGUUGGUGUUGAGUAGUGGCAUUUUAACUAAUAAGGGCCCAGAUGAAACCGACGAAGGACUGGAUAAAAAGUUCAGUCUGCACUAUUACUCUCGCAUGCGAUUUCUGGCGAACCUGCUGCCUCAAUUAACCAAAGCAGGUACUGAGAAACCUAAAGAGUCCAAUUCCUCAAUCCGACCCAGUCUGUCGAGUGUGGUUUCCGUCCUCGAAGCCGGUGGCGAAGCGCAUCUCAUCGAGGAUGAUCUCUCUUUGAAAACAAACUACUCUCUCCGCAACUGCAAAAACCACGCCAUCACCAUGACAUCUCUCAGUAUGCAGAAACUCGCUGAAUUGCACCCGCACACCUCAUUUGUGCAUACUUACCCCGGUCUCGUGAGGACAAAUCUGCUCCGCGAGUGCGGGAUGAUCACGAAGACGGCUUUGAGUGGAUUGAUGUUCCUGUUGAAGCCCUGGGAGGUACCUGUCGUCGAGACGGGUGAGAGGCAUUUGUAUGCAGCGACUAGCUUGCAGUACCCUUCAUCCUGCGAUGGUUCAGGUGCAGCUAAGUGGUCUGGGGCGUAUCUUCUCAACUGGGAUGGCUCGGCGAGGGGGAAUAUGAGUGUUCUGAAUGAGCUGAACAAGAAGGGAGCAGGCGAUUUGGUUUGGAAGCAUACUUUGGGUGUUUUUGAAGACAUCUGUGGC
This is a messenger RNA of Aspergillus wentii DTO 134E9, 990 nucleotides long. RefSeq lists its product as uncharacterized. NCBI's taxonomy places the organism in Eukaryota, Fungi, Ascomycota, Eurotiomycetes, Eurotiales, Aspergillaceae. The annotation marks the transcript as partial. Gene Ontology annotation, biological process: secondary metabolic process. The transcript has 3 exons. The record is from RefSeq and is a predicted model, not a curated record.